Molecule: messenger RNA, 2386 nt
Organism: Phialemonium atrogriseum
Lineage: Eukaryota; Fungi; Ascomycota; Sordariomycetes; Cephalothecales; Cephalothecaceae
Product: Pkinase-domain-containing protein
Exons: 7
Coding region: 360-2300 (646 amino acids)
Biological process (GO): protein phosphorylation; intracellular signal transduction
Cellular component (GO): cytoplasm
Molecular function (GO): ATP binding; protein serine/threonine kinase activity
Source: RefSeq, a predicted model, not a curated record
GAGAACUCAUCGAAUGAGGCUCUGAUUGCAAUGCUAGCGGGGCAGACUGAGGGGUAGUUGUUCCCUCCACCAUGUUGGGUUGGCCCUACGGACGCCCCUGCCCCUGCCUGCCCACCACUCCUACCGUCCUGCGCGGCACCUCAGAUAUUGGGUGUGAGCUCGCUCGUAGCUGAGGCGAAUGUAUGUGCGGCUGGUUGCAGGGAUAAAUAAAAGAGGUUGUCUUUUUCGUGUUCCCUCGUCUACCUAGGCCUUGCUUCUGUCCUCCUUGAACAUCUUGGAGCUAGGACAGAGCCCUGCCCGAUAGCAUUUUUGGCCAACAGUACCUUAAACUAUACGCAUUCGUGCCCGAGAAGCAAAUAAUGGAUCAGGCAGCGAACCCUCAACCGCCUCUCGGCCGCCUUCCGGCCCUCCAGAGCGACGGGACGCUGUCGAACGCUGAAGAGGGCGCCCCGACGAACCUGCCAUCCCCUGGUAUCAAUAUCGAGUUCCAUAGUGAUUCCAAGGAAGACGUCACGCCGGGCUCAGUCGAGCACUUGUCUGCGCCCGCGGCCCAGCAGCAGUACCAGAGCCCGAUUAGGCAUCACAAGCGGACGCCUUCUGCCCAUCGAAUGGUCAAGGAAACGCUGAAUGCGAGAUCCGAGUACACCAGCGACGAGCAAGACGGCCGCUCCCAGCACAUAAUUAACCAAUAUGUCAUCAAGGAGGAGAUUGGCCGCGGGUCGUAUGGCGCCGUCCAUCUUGCCACAGACCAGUUCGGCAACGAAUACGCUGUAAAGGAGUUCUCCAAAGCGCGCCUCAGGAAGAGAGCCCAGUCCAAUAUCCUCCGCCUGGGCCCACGCGGACGGCCCAUGCGCGGGCCCGGGUUGGGUCUUCCGGGCCACAUGAGGGCCGGGCUGAACGACCACGAGGCCAACGAAGCCAAAGAUGCUCUGUUUCUGAUACGCGAGGAGACAGCCAUCAUGAAGAAGCUGAAUCAUUCAAACCUCGUGCAGCUGAUCGAGGUCUUGGACGAUCCCGAAGAGGACUCGUUGUACAUGGUCCUGGAGAUGUGCAAGAAAGGCGUGGUUAUGAAGGUCGGCCUAGACGAACCGGCUGAACCCUACCCGGUCGAGAAUUGCCGUUGUUGGUUUCGGGAUCUAAUCCUCGGCAUUGAAUACUUGCAUAGCCAGGGUGUCUUGCAUCGUGAUAUCAAGCCAGACAACCUGCUCCUCACCGAAGACAAUGUCCUCAAGGUUGUAGACUUCGGCGUCUCCGAGAUGUUCGAGAAGCCCGACGUGAUGAGAACGGCCAAGUCGGCCGGAUCGCCUGCGUUUCUGCCCCCGGAGCUCUGUGUCGCAAAACACGGCGACGUUAACGGGAGGGCUGCCGACAUCUGGUCGAUGGGUGUCUCGCUGUAUUGCCUCCGCUAUGGCAGGAUCCCCUUCGAGCGGAGCGGCGUCAUGGAGAUGUACGAAGCCAUCAAGACCGAGACGAUUAAGAUACCCCCGGACGAGGGCGAGGACUUUGUGGAUCUGAUGGCCAGGCUCCUGGAAAAGGACCCCGAGAAGCGGAUAACAAUGGGCGAACUCCGCGAACAUCCGUGGGUGACAAAAAAGGGGGAAGACUGCCUGCUAAGCGCCGAAGAGAACUGCACAGAACCCGUCGAUCGGCCCAAUGCCCUCGAAGUGAACCACGCGUUCACGAGGAAGAUGAGCCACCUGUUGUGUGUGAUGAAAGCAAUCGCCAAGUUCAAGGGCCUCGUGGCUCAGAAACGAGCCAGGGAGAGGGCAAGUGGAGGUGGAGAUACGAGUCAAGCUGCCGAAGAGGACUCGGCGGCAAGCCAUGCCGCUCGGAUCAUAAAGGAGCGUGAGCAGUUUCUCAGUGCCACUCGGGCUCGCGGGGCUUCUGAGGAAGAGGUUCAUGGGCAAGAACCGACAAAAGCCAAGACCAUAUACUUGGGAAUCGGGAAUGGUGGUCACGACGGCUUCACAUCGGCCGAGAACGCACCGGAAGGGGGCGUGUCUGCUUCUCCCACGGCGGUCGACUUCAGUGUCUAUGACCGGGCCUUCGAAGCCGAGGUGGACAGGAUCAAGCGAUCGACGAGCAAACGCGGUACUCGGCGCGGCACGGGGAGUAUGUACCUGACUAAACACGUGGACGACAAGCAGAAGUAUGAAACGGACGAUAAUGUCACCUGGGUCGGGGGCUCACUCGACGAUACUCCGGGAACUGCUACUCCGCGAGGAGGGUCCAAGUUUGCGGACCUCGUCGCCAGAACGAUUGAGUCGAAGAACACGGAAAACCCCAGCAGUGAAACUUGAUGUUGCUCUCUCUCGCUUGCUUCGCCGCGCGGUUGGUCAUACGCCCCGCGGAGCUUGAGCUGGGGACAAAACGAGAUUGUCUCUUG